Molecule: messenger RNA, 1642 nt
Organism: Suillus subaureus
Lineage: Eukaryota; Fungi; Basidiomycota; Agaricomycetes; Boletales; Suillaceae
Product: mitochondrial carrier domain-containing protein
Exons: 4
Coding region: 101-1522 (473 amino acids)
Source: RefSeq, a predicted model, not a curated record
GUGAAGUGUUCUCGCCAUCUCAUAGACUAGCAACUCCCCGCCAAGUGCAACCGAUUUCCUUCGACUCUCCCAUUUCGGAGGUGGCAUUGCAUGAUCAUUAAUGAGCUCAAACCCGUCCCUUCGUGAUCUCUACAACCCUCCCUCGUCCGCAUGGGCAUUCGUUCCUCCUCCACCUCCUGUGCAGAACGCAACCGCACCCGCGCCUGUAACUUCUGCAAUGACCAGCUACCAAUGGACUACUCGUCCCGCGCAUAACUCAAUUUUUGAUUUAUCUCCUUCACUAGACCUCAGCGAACCUUCUAGCCUUAAUUACACAAGUACAGCACUUGUGAUGCCACUGGAAGUAGGCAAACUACUUCUUCAGAUUCAGUGGAUUCCUAAGGAUGCUCCGGCUCCAUCCAGUCAGGUACACGAGGAGGAGGAAGAGGAAGAAACGUUUAGUGACUCUACGAACGAGGACGAUUCCUACUUCGCGGACCCCGCUGCUUCACACAUAAAGUACCCCGCACCAAAGCCCGUUGACGAUCAGGGUUAUGUAAUCAGGACGUCUGUGCUGGAAGACGGAACACGCCCCGAAUAUAUCAUUGCUGUGGGUAGUAUGAAUGGCACCUGGGAUAUGGUGAAACGUGUCGCUGCCUUCCGUGGAGAAGGUUGGCUUUCGCUGUGGAAAGGGCUAUUUACAUCCUGCAUUCACGAUGUGCUUUUUAGUAAUGUUCAACCGCUCGUCGACAGUAUUAUGCACUCUGUAUUCUUGUCGUCGGCGGCUGGGCUAUAUCGCCCGCCACUUCUUUUGCCGGUAGCAUCGCAUGUCAUCACUGGCUUUCUACUCUCGCCUCUGGACCUCGUUCGGACACGCUUAAUUGCCCAAUCAACGAUGCAACGCCACCGGACGUACACUGGGCCAUUCGAUGCACUGAGGCAGAUAAUAGUUCAAGAGGGCGGUAUCAGAAGCAUUUAUUUUCAUCCACAACUCCUUAUCCCUACUAUUCUGGACAAUGGUCUCCGUCCUUUAUUGCACAUCCUCAUGCCUACGCUUAUCGCUCCUCGACUGGGUUUCGGUCCACACGUCGCUCCAGAUACCAGUCCUAUUGCAUGGGCUUUUGCUCAAGUGCUAGGAUCCGUCACAAGUCUUCUCAUCACAUUGCCUAUCGAGACCGUGCGCAGAAGGUUACAAGUACAAACCCGGGGCACGGCGAAAGCGUUGCGUACGUGUGUUGAGACACGUCCUGUACCAUAUAAUGGCGUCGUGGAUGCGCUGUGGCACAUUGUGACUGAGGAGAGGUCAGAUCUUCCUAUCAAGCGAAGAUCAAAAGCGAGAAGACGGCAGGUGGAACGCGCGGAGGAAAAUGAUUCUAAUGACCUGUUUGUGGAGGAGCAAGACGAAUCCAGAUGGCUAAGAAACACGGGUAUCGGACAACUAUACCGGGGAAUGAGGAUGCGUCUCGGGGUUAGCAUUAUCGUAUUGCUGUUGACUACUUUCGGAGGUCAACAAGAGGUGGACGGGGGUUGGGCAGAACUCUAGGCAGACUUUACUCUACAUGAUUCUCUCGUUCCCGCGCAGCAGUUAUAACUCUCCUCAACAUGUAGCUCUCUGUAAUUAAAUGAUAAGUUCUAAGGUCAACAAAUUAGGUAUCCACUUUCG